Bursaphelenchus xylophilus (pine wood nematode) is the source of this 8598-nucleotide messenger RNA. NCBI's taxonomy places the organism in Eukaryota, Metazoa, Nematoda, Chromadorea, Rhabditida, Aphelenchoididae. The record is from the annotation of a GenBank genome assembly.
AUGACUUCUGAUCGCAAGAAGAAGACAAAAAAAAUAGAAAAUGUCUCCUCGGAGCAAUGUGGUGGUCCCAAUCAUAAUUUAGCCGUCACUAAGGCUGGGUUAAAGCCUAAGAUUGCCGGGCCCCCAGGUAACCUGGUUUUUUUAGGAUUGUCAUACGGUUUCAUAAUAUUCUCUGCAUCGAUUCGAUGAACACUUUUUCUGGCGUGUUUCUGAUAAAAGAAAUGCACAUAAAAAUCUGUACGGGGGAUACCUAUAUAACACUACACAUGAACCAGGGCUCCACAAGUGUUCGAACUUAAGUUCUUCAAGUUGUCGUGGCUGCGUGUUGUCUGUAAAAUAGGCGGCGUGCCAGACACCUCUCUUGCCGUUCAGCGCUUCGCUUUCGGUGCAAAUCGAAGAGGGAUUCGAAUGGAUGCACGAAUGUUGGGUUGGAAUAAAUGUAUUUUAUCCUACUACUCGUUGUUGGAAUCGUUGGUGCACCCGAUGGCAAGGCAAGACUUCAAGAGCCGGGCACAGUGAGCAGCCCAAGGAUUCUCGCUAAAGCAGACAAAAACGCCGCUUUACAAAGUACACCCACUCAAGUUCAAGGCAAAAAAAUUUUAGAACUCAACAUGACUCCAAGUUCAUGCUGAACGUUGGGCCUCCGACAUAAAAAAAACUUUUAAAAGUCGACUUCUGACGAAAUCAUUUUGCCUUACCACGCUGAUUGGAAGAGGAAAACUGCAAUCUAUUACUAGCCCUAAUUUCCGCAGUAACCUGUUCCCAUUUUGUGCCACCCUGUACGUAUACGUCUCCAGCAUCGAAUCUGAUAUGACGUAGACUACAAAACAACCUCAAACACAGACGCCGAGAGCGAAUUGUUCCGCUUUGAUGAAAAAUUUGUUGACGAACUCUUAAUCGGGCUAAUCCCUCCAUCAUUAUAUCUAAAGGCUACACCUGACGAUGUAAAUAUUUGCUCGCGCGGUAACGACAUUUUCAAUCCGGCAUGGCGGAAUAAUUAAAAUUUUUAAUUAAUAAAGGGCCCAUCGAACUGCGUUGAAUCCGCAAAAACACUUUCCAAUCAUCGAUUAAUUGCGGCGGAUUAACGUGGAUUAUCGGCGGCUCAAAGAUGUAUACUUUUUUUAAUUUCCUGGGGUCAGCCGCUAAAUUUAGAGUUUAAUAUAUCAAGUUAUUUUAAUUUACGAGAUGUUUUCCGGAGGAAAUCGGAAAUUAAAGGAUACAUAAUUGGCUUUUUCACUUUAGGUGGAUCAAAGCUUCUGAAAUGUUUGAAUCACGUAUUAGCGGCGUCGCUAUAGUCAACCUUCUGAAGGGUUUAUUAACAAGGGAAGUAACCGAAGUGCGACGCUCAGAUUUUCGUUAAAUUCUGCGCAUACAUCGGGCAUAGGUCACAUAUCAAUUGCCAGAAGCUCGCGCUAUGCAGGAGGAGCCGAGGUGUACAGCAAUCUUUCCUGUCGCGGGAGUGCUCAAAAGAUGGAGAGCCGUCAGAGAUAAUACCACGUUUUGCCAAGCCUGCUAAUUUCGGAAAAUCGAGAAGGUUUUGCAUAUAACAAGCAUUACGGUCACCGGUAGAAAAAGACGCAGAAAUAUUCAUACCAAAAUUCGCGAAAAAGGGCCACAUUUUGCCUGCUUUCGACUUAAAAAUCUCCGUCGUUUCUGAAAAUUGCCAUCUUAGAACCUCGGGUAUGCCUCAGGAAAAAUUCGUCUAAAUUUUUGCCAAGUUUCAUCAAAAUUUGAGCGGCGCUUACGGGAAUUUAUGAAGUUGUUCUACAUAUGAGCGCAACUAAAGCUUAUUGUCAGAAAAGCAUAAUCGAAAUUCGUAUAAAAACGCGACAAGGUUUUACCACUCCAUUCCAAGUACCCACACUAGAAGCUGUUCACAAAAACUCCAUUUUUGGACGCCCCCAAGCAUAAACAAAUUGAGAUUAUCGUCGCAUUUGUAGGGUAAUAUCACUUUUCCCCAUCUAUUUUUAUCUAAUGCGCGUCAAUGGCAAUGAAGACCAAGUUAAACAGCAAAGAUUGGGAAAAUGCUGCGCGCAACUACAAACUUGCAAACUGAAGGACGUUUAGGUACAUACAAAAAGUUGCAUGCAAUAAUCAGAAGAUAAAAGUGUAAUUAGUUCUUAUUGUACUUACAAGGCAAGUACUACAAGUACUAUGGUCAGAUUUUCUUUAUAUCUUGUACACACGUUGUGCAUAGGUCACGUAGCAACUCUUAAAAGUUUUAGCCCGCACUUUGCAGGGGCAGCCGAGAUAUUCAACAAUCUUUGUCGCCGAUAGAGUACAAAAAAACGUAGAGAGCGGUCACAGAGAAAAACAAGCUUUGUGCCACCUCUGAGCUUCAUAAAUUUAGGAUCUUUCUGUCAAUUGCAUGCUACUCCAUCGCGGGCCAGGUCGACAAAAAUUUGAAACGGCCCGGACCAAAUCAGAACCAUGUCGCUUCCCUCUUGCACGGCAAAAAAUGGUCAACAGCUCCUAAAACGCUAAUGACACAGAAGCUAAUGAGACAAAAUGAAACAAGCCCAAAUACGGUCACGGUCGACCUUCAUCUAUUUUGUCGUCUUAAUCAGACAACGGCCGAAACAAAAUGAGAAAAGAAACGGUAAGCUCAUCGUGCCUAAUGAGGCACAAAAUUGGAUCCCGAGUGAAUUUGGACACCAUUCGCAUUAACCUCUCACACCCGCCCGCAUAAACAGGUCAGAUUUGGGAGCGCACAUGCUUGUCCGAAUGGUCUUGAUGCGUGUCAGUUUACAUUCAAGUUCAAGUGAAACAAAAAUAAAGAUCGCAUUCCUAUGGACAUGAAGGAUCGGCAGGGGAUGUGCCGGAUUUACGAUGCUCAAGUUUUAUUGUUAGUAAAACUUGGCCCAUUUUUAGAAUAAAGCUCUUAUAGGACUUAUGUCACGCUUCCUUUUUCUUUGUCCACGCAAAACUGUAAAAGCAAAAAGCAGUUUUUAUCUCGCCCACAUUCCACAACAUGCCUACUCGGCCGCAAGAUCAUAGAAUAUCUCGGCUGCCCUUGCAAAGCGCGAGCUAAAACUUUAAGAAUUAAUGCGUGGCCUAUAUCGAAGAGAAAGCUUUCUAUUAGACCAUCAAGACGUCGCACUUUUUCUAUGAAAAAGUGGCUAAGAUUGGCCAAAAAGGGGUUUUCUCUUCGACAAACAAAGAUCGUUGGAGAUCCAUACCCGCGAAGUAUGGAUCUCCAACACUAGCUGAAACUUUUAGGAAUUGAAUGGGCUUAUUUCCGUCAGUCGUAAUUGUUAAUUGUAAGCAAGAUAAAUGCAAUGCUUUUGUGAGAAAAAUAUGACAUCUUACAGAUGGAUUGGAGCUUAGAGUAAGAGUUUACAUCCUGGUUGGCAAUUUGUUAUCUAACAAAGUCUCUACUACAUUUCUGCCUGCGUUUUAACAGACUCGUUGAAAAAAUACAAAUGAUGAAGCGUGGUUGUGUAGUUGUAGCCCGUACAAUCAUGUUGUUUUGCUGUUGAUGUAUUUUGUUAUUCCAAGAAAUGCAAUAAACACGAUUAACCGAUGUAAAGGAGCUUACAAAGAAAAGUGUGACGCUCAGAUUUUUCCGAAGCCAUCCGCCAUUCUGUUGUCAUCUCGUAAAGCGAUAACAUGCACAGUCAACACUUUUUUUAUUUGAUCACACUCCUAGAACGUAUGAAUGGUAUAACAGGAGUUUUAGGAGUAAAAGUUCAACUAUCGCGCUGUUAUUUCCUUCUCAGCAGCCCAGUUUCCUAUGCGGAAGUCAGGCGGUAUAGACGCCCCAUAUUUUUUUAUCUAGAUGAGGAAGACGACCUUGAAUUUUUGCUUUUUUGUGGUCCAAAAAAGUACCAAAGCCAGGCAUUUUCAAUACAGGGUGUACCAAAUUCGGUGCCCGAUUUGAAUUGGCUAUAACUUCUUUAAUUUUGGGCCAAAUUUAAAAAAUUUUUUUUCCCCAGAAUCCCCAGACAACCCCAUUUUGUCUGAUACCAAAUAUGUUAUACAUAGGUAAGUGUCAGCUACAGUUAUUGGAUUUAUUCUUGAAGUUCAUUUUUUUGGUCGUUUUUCGGUUGUUUUUUCGGCCUUUCCCGGUGUGUCCGAAAAUGGAGUACGGUGCGGCAGAAAAAUACGAUGGAAUUUCCCCUCCUGAAAAUCGACGAUGAGAAUAAGAACAAAAAGUGAAGAUCAACCUCCAGAGUUCGUCGAAUGGUCCUUGGUGAAGGCAUUCCCUCGGUUCUGGCCAAACUUCGUGUACUCAUAUGCGAAUUUUCUCGGAAGUUUGACAAAACUUCUUCAAUUUUCAACUACGUUCGUACCCAUCUUUCCUGCUUUUUUUGUUUCCUGUUAAUGCUGCCAGUCUCAAGGAACUUAUUCCACCAACGCCGAAUUGUCUUGCGAUCUGGGUUGGGCCUUACGUCCGUAUUUCACCCGGUAUUCCCUUUGAACAUUUAUCGGCGAACCGUAUUUGCCAUACCAAACCACACAGACCAAGCUUUUUUUCCACACCGUACUCCAUUUUCGGACACACCGGGAAAGGCCGAAAAAACAACCGAAAAACGACCAAAAAAAUGAACUUCAAGAAUAAAUCCAAUAACUGUAGCUGACACUUACCUAUGUAUAACAUAUUUGGUAUCAGACAAAAUGGGGUUGUCUGGGGAUUCUGGGGAAAAAAAUUUUUUAUAUUUGGCCCAAAAUUAAAGAAGUUAUAGCCAAUUCAAAUCGGGCACCGAAUUUGGUACACCCUGUAUUUACUUCUAUGAUCUGGACCAUCAAUCCGAAGUAACCGCUGUUUGUGAGGUUUGGCUUGAGUUCACCGAGCAAAGAAAAAAAUAAUAAAGUUGCCCUGAUCUUCCAGCUAACCGGCCAAAUGAAGGUUUGAUUUAUUUAGGCCGGUCUGGAGGCCUUCAUCACGGUACGUGCUAAAUCCAAGACGCCGUUUACUACUUGUACAUAACCGGGUAAGAAGGAUAUUAUGCGCAAUCCGGAAGCCAUCUCGGCCGCCCACAAGAGCCAAUUUAGCCAGACGACCAUGGCUUUGGACGACUUCGAGAACUGUCAACUCUUCAGCGCCUUCCGCAAAGGAAACUUCGGGGACUGGCGGUUUCUUUAGAAGAAUUUACCUCAUGACAGAACUUAUCCUCAUUCCUCAAGGAAGUUACAUGAGAUGGUACAGGUUUACAAAUACGUUGCAAGUUUCUUAGAAGCCCAUGAAGAUAGAAUACAAGUUUUGGCGGUGCACGUCAAACUGAGGAAUCCGGUGACCGGAACAGACCCUUCGCUAUCGGUUUUUUCAUUUCGUCUUGAUUUCCAGAGAAAGAGAGAAUGUUGUGGAGCGUCAAACGUCUCCACAAUUCCCACAGAAAUUAGCAUAAACCAAGUCAUAUAAAAGCAACGUCUCGUCACCAAUUAUGAUCAGAAUUAAUCCCAUUUCUCUUUUCCCUGUGUGCGGUUGCAAUAAACCUAAUUCUAACGUGUGUCUAUCCAUUACCUCUACCUAUCUCUACAUUUGAUCCUACGCCACAUGGGGGCUGCGCUGGUGUAGGAAGAUCCCGGAGAACCGUUUGUAUUGGAGCAAUUACAGGUAUUGUUCAAUCGCAUUUUUUGUUACCACUGAUACUAGCCACACCAGUGUCUGUCUUUAGAUUCCUACUUAGUGGCUCGGUACGAUCAUUAUCGUACAAAUUGUGUGUUCUCUUUGUGUUAGGGCAAUAGUUCCCUCCGUGUUGUAUAUUUUCGGGUUAGAUCCCCGCCUUUUCCUGGGUUAAAUCCCCUCCGUUCGGGUUAGAUCCCCGCCUUUUCCUGGGUUAAAUCCCCUUCAUUCGGGUUAGAUCCCCGCCUUUUUUUGGGUUAAAUCCCCGCAUCUUGGGUUAGAUCCCCACCUUUAUCUGUGUUCCUCUUGGUCUCUUGUCGUUAGAUUCGUUUUCGUCAUGGCUGAGCAUCCGGACGCGGUUGAGAAUCAUUCUCACCUGUCUUCGGCUUCCACCGUUACCCUUUUGAACCCGGCCGAUAUCGCAGCUGCACCAUCGAUGUUCUUUAGAAGAGCACGCUCGUCAUCGUGCCAUCAUCUCCGGGUUCCGUCCGACCCCCGAGAACAACCGGCAGAUUGCGACCUUAUUCGCAACAUUUGUCAACGAUCCAACCACAUAUCGAGAGAUUAAAGCCGUGUGCCGCACUAUCUACACCUUGAUCACCUUCGACUUCGCUCGUAUACUCAGUCGUUUAGAAAAUCCGUUGAUUCGCCUGACCGACCUCUCGGAUAUUCCAUCGUUUACCCUGAAGCUGUUCAGUGAGAUCUUGGAGUCCCUAAAGACUGUUGAAACCGACUUCCGGACUGCGUUGUAUGAUCUAGAGGAUCUAGAACUUUCUCACCAGGUCCCCUCCGCCACUGCUCAACUUUAUGUGGAUUCUUUGUCGUGUUCUUUGGUUAGUGAGAUGCUCGGUUAUUGGAUUGAGAGUUCCAUGGACGCUAUCCAACGAUGUCAAGAAGCAUGUGCUAGGGUUGAAUUGCAGAAUAGUCAGUCCAGAUCUAGUUUUCUCGCUUCUCCUCAAUUAGGUAACUUGAAUCCGGUAUCCUCGUCUCCAGUGUCCCCUCGAUCCACUUUCCUCGAUCUCCAUAAGAUUCGGAUCAACAAAUUUUCUGGUAAACCUGAGGAAUUUUCCCAGUUUUUCGGCGUUUUGACGAAUGCCUUAGAUAGCAACUCUCACUACUCGGAAAUGAGCAAAAUAACCUUUGUCUUGUCUCUUUUGGCCGGCGAGCCUCUUGAGAUGAUUCAGGCGAUUCCGAUCGUUGAAGGAAGUCUGCGCCUUAUUCUGAACGCUCUUCAGAGACGCUAUGGAGACAAACGAGCUCAUUAUCAACGUCUCCUAAAGGAAUUGAAAGACAAGAAGUACUCUGUUCCUCGUACUCAAGCUGAAUUGAAGGACUGGUACUAUCGACUCAUGAUCAUGCGUGAUUCUCUCGUUUCCUCGCCUUCUCUCUCGAAUGUCCACUCUCCAGGUCUCUUGUCAGAGAAUGAGUUGUUCAUCUCCCAUGUUCUCGAGUCGCUUCCUGAAGAUAUCCAUCGAUCUAUUGAGCUGCAUUUUGAGCAUUCGGCUAUUGUGCCUACUGUAGAUGACAUCCUAUCCUACCUUGACAGUAUCAUCCGUUCGCGUGAAAGGUUCUCAUUGAGUCGGGACAAGGAUUCUCACUUUCGCUCGCCACAGUUAUCCAAUACUUCGAAUUUUCAUCGAGAGAGGUGUGCAUUUUGUGAUCGAAGCCAUCGUUCAAAGGAUUGCCGAACAGUAUCAGAUCAUUCCAGGAGACAACAGGUGAUUCGUGAGAAGAAUUUAUGUGCUCGUUGUCUUUGUCGAAGUCAUGUGUCCUCACAGUGUCGUUCUCCAAUGUGUAGUCAGUGCCAAGGUGAUCAUCACAUUUCGAUUUGUUCUCAGGCUUUCCCUUCUUCGAACUUUAACUUUAACCAACCCCAUCGGUCUUUCUUUGGUCAGUCGACCCACUCGUCUCCUCCGUUAUCCUCGACAUUCCCGAAUAAUCUUGAGACUCCUCGGGCUUCCAGCUUUCCUCCAUCUAAUCCUCCGGCGGUUCAACCAACUAAUGGACCAUCAGUUCAGAUGAGAACGGUUUCCUUGCCCCAAAAUGAGGAAGUUAUGUCCCCAAUGGUGACAGUGAGCGGAUUUCGUGAUCCCGUGAAAGCUUUUAUCGAUACGGGCUCUCAGGUUUCUUUUGUUGACCUUGGAUUCUGUCGUUCCCUCCAAUUACCUCUCGAUUCUCCGAUUAUCCGCACAGUGAUUCCCGUUGGUGGAAAUGUCCAAUCGAUCCAAACAUUCAAGACAUCGGUGUCUAUUGUUCCCAAAUCUGGUCCACCUGUUGCAUUCCGUGUUCUCGCAAUUGAAAAUCUCCACGAGUUUUUCAUGGGCCAGCCGGCUGACUCUGGUCAAGUGCCGAUUCGUAUUGUUCUCGGGCAAGAUUGCCUCGCAAAAUUGGAAAUACAAUCUUCGAACCACGUUACCCCAGAUGGACUUCGAGUCAUGUCUUGUCGCUUUGGUCAUUUUCUUGUCUCGGAAAACUCGGACGAAUGGUGUUCAGACUACCCAAUCGAUUUUUGCCGGAUUCGAAAAUCCACAUUUUUUGCGAAUAGAAAGAAAAAGAAAUCUGUGGCUCCAAAAAUUAUUUCUCCAGUGGAAAAUGCUGCUGACGUUGUGAACUCGUAUAGUCAUCCACUUCGAAAGUCACCGGAUCCUAUUGUGAACUCUCUGCCGCUUUCCACUCAUUGUGAACCCGCCGUGGAGGUUGGGCAUGUAUUGCCGUGGGGCAAUAGUCUAUUGCAGAAGCCUAAUCGAGGUCCAAACCUCAAAUACAUUUCGGUUUCCCACUCGAACCCGUGUACGAUGGUCCCUCGUAACCUGCCACAAAGUGAUUUGCCUAUGAAUCGUCGAAUUAAAUGCAAGUACAAACCAAAGGAACACGAACUUUCCCUCGAUUAUGAACUUACCAAGAGCCCCAAAGUUCCCUGGAAGUGCCCUGCGAAGUUCAACUGGUACCUGCCCCAUGCCAACCCGACCCAGAAGGAAGAGCCGGACAUGUUGUGGAGCGUCAAACGUCUCCACAAUUCCCACAGAAAUUAG